This is a messenger RNA of Drosophila montana, 2390 nucleotides long. It is a transcript of the gene tum, whose product is annotated as tumbleweed. Gene Ontology annotation, cellular component: spindle midzone; nucleus; centralspindlin complex. The transcript has 4 exons. Lineage: Eukaryota; Metazoa; Arthropoda; Insecta; Diptera; Drosophilidae. Bases 200 to 2080 code for a protein of 626 amino acids. The record is from RefSeq and is a predicted model, not a curated record. Gene Ontology annotation, molecular function: GTPase activator activity. Gene Ontology annotation, biological process: Rho protein signal transduction; mitotic cytokinesis; mitotic spindle midzone assembly.
CUUCAAUCGAAGAAAAAGUCGCGUCCUUUGUAGCGUGCUUCCUCUUUGCUGUACUUAUUGUUGUAAAUAAGAUCAAAUUCGGAAAAAAGGAAAAUUAAGGUAGUGAGAGUGAAAGAAAAGUGAAUGAAAUUUUAGUAAAUUGUUGCGCUUUUAAAUAUAAUUAAAUUGCUGCAGUCAAUUUGGCGCGCACUCAUCUAAAAUGACGCUCUCCGUGUUGGCGUCGUUCGACGAUCUGCGACGUUGCAUGCAAGUGCUGACCGAAGGAACCGCUGAGGAGGAAUUCCUGCGCUUCUUGCGCUUGUUUGAACAGUACCACGAGAAAUGCAAUGGCUACGCCACACAAAAUGCGCGCCUACAAACAGAACUGGACAAAUCGCUGGCUAAGAUGGGCGAUCUGGAGGGCAAGCUGUAUCAUGCGCGUCGCAUCAUUGAUACGGAAAUCAAGGCGCGGCGUCUGGCGGAGCACGAGCGCGACGCCAUGGAAAACAAGAUAAUGGCCGUAGCCGAUUUGCUGCGCCACGAACGAAAUCUGAACAACGAGACGCGCGAUAAGUUGGCUUUUCUAAAUACGCUGCCUUCGGCCUCGACGCGCAAGCGCAAAUCCCUAAAUACACUGCACGAGGACAAGUCAUAUGGCGACAUUAAUUCAACAGGCUCUUUGCUAUCCGAUUUAUCUAUAACACAUUCUGAGGAUGAUUUUCUCGAUGUGCGUCGCUCCAAGUCUUGGCGUGAGCACCGUCCGUCAUUGCCCAAAAACCCUGUGCCGUGUGUGGGCACUAAACGCUCUCGUCUAAGUACAGGCCACAAUGGCAGCAACGUUGGCACACCAACCACUGGCACCGUCAGCGCCACAACGCAUCGCUCGGGUCACGUGGAUCAGCACACAUUGGAUGUUGGCCAGGGUGCUGAGCGCUUCUGCGCCACCACUAAGGUGACGAUACCACAGGAUGGCCAGGGUGUCAUACGCGCCGAGUCUACCAUUGAGUCGCUGCCCGUGAUUGUGUCUCAUGAACGCGUUGCCGAUGUCCAGACUACCUCAACGCCGCGUCGUUCGGGCGUCAAAGAGCCCACAGCGCCGCCGCAAACGCCUCUUAAUAAUGCCAUGGCUGUGGGCAUGUCGCCGGCGCAGAAUCGUCUCUUAAUGCGGAAGCACAGCUUUAGCCAGAAGACCUUUUUGCGUGGCGACAACUGUGUCCAGUGCCAAAAGCGCAUUCGCUUUGGUUCGGUGGGAUUGCGCUGUCGUGACUGUCCGGUGCGCUGUCACCUCGACUGUCGACAGCUGCUCACCGUCAGCUGUGUGCCGCAGUCGGGCACGCCCACGGCGAAGACGGAGAUGCAUUAUCUGAGCGACUUUGCGCCAGCAACUGCGCCCAUGAUACCUGCACUGAUUGUGCACUGUGUCAACGAGAUUGAGGCGCGUGGUCUUAGUGAGGUGGGCCUCUAUCGCAUGUCGUCGUCGGAGCGCGAGUACAAGGCACUGAAGGAGCAGUUCCUGCGCGGCAAGGUGACACCCCAUUUGGGCAAUACGGACAUCUAUGUGCUGUGCUGUUGUGUGAAGGACUUCUUGCGCACGUUGCGCGAACCACUCAUACCCACGAGCCAGUGGAAGGACUUUGCCAAUGCUGUGCAAAAUCCAGACAACAAGCUGGCCAUAGAGUCUCUCUAUCAGGCAGUGGAGCAACUGCCGCCCGCAAAUCGCGACACUAUGGCAUUCCUAAUGCUGCAUUUCCAGCGCAUUGCCGAUUGCCCAGUCGUAAUGAUGCCCAUAGAUAAUAUAUCUAAGAUAUUCGGGCCCACAAUUAUGGGCUAUUCGUCGCGGGAUCCUGAUCAGCAUGCUCUAUACACAGAAGUCUUUACGCAAACGCAAGUAAUGAAAGCACUGCUCGAGUUACCCGGCACUUUUUGGCAGCAGUACUUGGCCUUCGAACCAUCACCACCGCUGGUACCUCCUGGCAGCGGUGUCAAACGUGUACCCAGCAACAACAGGGAUCUGUUCUCGCUAUAUGCUACGCCACUUAAGGGCACUAUGAAGAAGCGCAAAUUUUACGGCACUCCCCCAAUGUCUGCGCAUAAGAAGUAGGGGAUCAGCAUCCGUUCCCAUCCCCGAAUGAUUAGAUAUUAUCUUAUGCAUCGCUGGCGUGCUUACUUAAUCUACAAGUAUUUCAAUUUUUUUCUUUUGUUUGCACUAGCUGUGAGUUUAUAGUUUUAUAGAACUGCUCCUGAAAUGUUAUUACAGACUUUGAAUACUGUUUAUACAUACGAUUGCAUUGAUUCAAUACUUAACAAUUUGUCAACUAAGAAUUCUCAACUACAUUCGUUCUAUUUUGGUAAUCAAUAUUAUAUUUGUAUAAUAAAAAAACAAGUCUUUAGAUACACUAAAAUUAUACGAA